AUGGACGCUACAGAACCGUCGCUGCCCGCGGAGGCCACCGCGCCAGCGGCGGAAACCCUUCCGGAAAAGGAGGAGGGACACGUGACUCCUCCGAGGUCUCCUGUGGCGGCUGCCACGGCGACGGGCGACGAAGAGGAGGUCUUUCUGACACACGCCGCUGACGCCGUAUCUCCGUUUGCUGCCCUGACGAUGGAGACCCUCUUCGGCCCUGCCUUUCGCGUAGGCGAGGACGAUCGCAAAGCGCUGAAGGACCCGGCGCUGAUUGACACCCGUGCGAUCCUGCAGGAGCUCUUCGGUCCCGCGGUUCGCGAGGACGACGUUGACCUCUUCGUGGAGGAGCGCUACGGUGCUGAGAAUGUUGCGAAAGAGAUGCGCACCAACAAGGAGUUGCUAGUGUACGCGGAAGGCGAGCGUUACUUUGGCGCCGCUAGCGCGCAGGUCCUGCGCAGCGACGAGCACGUUCCUUUCACGUUGCUCGAGAGCACCUUGCCGCCGGUGUGGUCCGAGGAGCAAGGGCGGUCCUCGACGCCCGCGUGGCUGCUCGAAAUGCCGGCAAUUUACCCCAAUCGUCAGACCUUGCACGCUGACCCGCGCCCCUGCGACCCGUCGACGUGCGACUACCUCGAGAGUAACAAAUACGUCCUCUACACGCCGAGCAACGUGCUGCGGUGGACGGUAGAGGGCCCCACCUGCAGCAGCAACGGUCGAGUGGUGCGGUGGAGUGACGGGUCUGUCACAUUGCACGUGGGCGGUGACGUCCUCGCCCUGACGCCCUCGCAAGAGCCCACACUGCACUUGCUGGGCGAGCCACUCGAGGUGGGCAAGGCGGGCAUGGAGAUCGACGCGAUGAUCGGCGCCAUCGCUCCAGAGAAGCACCUCAGCGCGGGUCUUGGCGGGGCAGCCUCGAUUGAGGCGGCGCUCGCACAGGAGCGUCGGCAGCGUGAGCUGGGCAACAGCGACCGCAACUUGCCUUUCGCCGACUUAUCGAUGCCGCCUAUUGACUGGUCCCGGCCCCGCAAAGGUCGCACGAUUCAGGAGGAGUUUGUCCGCGAAGAGUACGAGAACCGCGAGAAGGAGAUGAAGCGCCGCAUCAGGGAGGGUCGGCCGAUGACGUUGGCGGAGCAGUUGCGGCUAGAGGCGCAACUGCAGGACCACGUAACCGGUGCAACGGCUGAAGAGCUGCAGACGGAGCGUGAUGAUGCGCUGCGGCAGGCGACGCUCAAGGCUGCACAGCGCGCCGAGAACCGCGGCGUCAAGCGCAACCGCUUUGAUCGCGAUUUGGAUCUGCAGGGUGGCACCGGUGGCGAACACCAUGGCCAGCGCGACCCUUUCCUGGAGGACGAUGAAGGAAGAGAGGAGGAGGAAGAAGGUGAGGGUGGAGAGGAGGACGAUGACCAGCGCAGUGAUUCCUUUGAGCGACAGCUGGCGGAGAUGUACGCCCGCAAUAACAGCGAUGACGCCGCGGAGCGCAAGAAGAUAAAGACAGAAACGGCUGCGACGUCACGGUACGACGGUUUAGCGGCGGCGCUGCGAGCACUGCUCACGCAGAUCCCGAUGAACGCCGAGGCCUUCGCGUCGGUCGACGGGACACUGAGUUUCUUAGGUAUGGACAACACUCCGGAUGACGUGGUGAAGACAGAGGUACCAAAGAUGCUGACCGAGGUGGCGGCAGAGUUGCCGACUGUCAACACGCAAAGAGUCCAGCAGGAGCUCUCUGCAUUGUUUCCAGAAGGCACGCACUGA
This is a messenger RNA of Leptomonas pyrrhocoris, 1743 nucleotides long. RefSeq names its product putative RNA polymerase-associated protein LEO1. The record is from RefSeq and is a predicted model, not a curated record. The transcript has a single exon. Gene Ontology annotation, cellular component: nucleus; Cdc73/Paf1 complex. Bases 1 to 1743 code for a protein of 580 amino acids. Lineage: Eukaryota; Euglenozoa; Kinetoplastea; Trypanosomatida; Trypanosomatidae. Gene Ontology annotation, molecular function: RNA polymerase II C-terminal domain phosphoserine binding. Gene Ontology annotation, biological process: transcription elongation by RNA polymerase II; positive regulation of transcription elongation by RNA polymerase II.